Messenger RNA from Fraxinus pennsylvanica, 2040 nucleotides. The record is from the annotation of a GenBank genome assembly. Lineage: Eukaryota; Viridiplantae; Streptophyta; Magnoliopsida; Lamiales; Oleaceae.
AUGCCCCUCUCCGAGUUUCUGAGAAUGGCGAGGGGGAAUCUUGAUUCUGGUGAUCAGAACAAAUGCCAAAAUGAUCUCCCUUUUCGAGCUGAGAAUGAGUUGGUUGAGCUAGUUUGGGAGAAUGGUCAGAUUGUGAUGCAGGGUCAGUCUAGUAGAGGCACAAAAGGCCCUAUGAUUCACAAUUUACAAUCUCACAUGCCAAGAGUUCGAGACGCUGGUAUAGGAAAUUCCACCACAUCAAGGAUAGGAAAAUUUAGUGGCGUUGAGUCUAUCUUGAAUGAUGUUUCGCCUAUGGUGUCCUCGGGAGAAUUGGAUAUAAGUCAAGAUGAUGAAAUAGUUCCUUGGCUAAAUUAUCCCAUAGAUGAUGGUAUGCCGCAGGAUUACUGUUCUGAACUCUUACCAGAAAUAUCUGGUGUUACGGCUAAUGGAAUGUCUGCCCAAUCGAGCUUUGAAAUCAACAAGAGAAGUAGUUUUGACAAGUCAGAAAGUUAUUUGCAUAACGACGGGAAUGCAUCGAAGGUUUCUUCUUCUAGAGCUCGCCUUUCGUGUCCAUGGCUUUCUCAGCAAGGCCAGACGUCAGAUCCUUCCCUAGGAUCUGGAGUUUCAGAUAUUAUUAGCAAUAAUACGAGUAACAUUCCAGAUGCUAUAUUUGGAAACUCAGCUCAAGGUCAAGCAAUUGGAAAUGAUUCUAACUGUGUAAAGUUGGAGAGACGGAAUGUAGAGAUUCCCAGUAGUAGUUCAAAUUUGUUGAACUUUUCCCAUUUCUCAAGACCGGCUGCUCUUAUGAGAGGUAACCUUCCAAACACUGAUGGAAUGCCUAUUUCAGGAUCAUCAGGUGUGAAAAGGAUAGAUGCCAACCUGAAAAGUUCUGCUGCCAAUAACAGCAAUCCUGUCAAAUCCACACUCAUUAAACGGUUAAAUAGCAUGGAAAAGGAUAUUGACAUCCAUCUUCCAUCUACUAAGGUAUGCAACGAGUUCGAUUCAAGACUGCCAGUAUCAAAGCCACCUAAGGAGUUGGCUCCUGCUGAACAAACGGAGUGUUUAAACCGAGAAAAUUAUGUUAAAAAUCACAAGUCCCUGAUUCCAAGUAAUGCUUCCAAUGCGAGUAAUGGAGUUCCGGAUAGUGAGAAAACUGUUGAGCCUGCAGUUACUUCUUCUUCUGUAGGCUCCGGCAACUGUGCUGAUAGAGCUUCAUGCGAUCAGAUGCAUAAUAGCAAGAGAAAAUUCAGUGACAUUGAGGAGUCUGAUUGCCAUAGUGAUGAUAUUGAAACUGAAUCUAUCAGUGUUAAAAAAGCAACUUCUGCUCGACGAGGUACUGGUUCCAAGAGAAGUCGAGCUGCAGAAGUGCAUAAUCUUUCUGAAAGGAGGCGAAGGGAUAGGAUCAAUGAAAAAAUGCGCGCAUUACAAGAACUUAUACCCAACUGCAAUAAGGCAGAUAAAGCUUCAAUGCUUGAUGAAGCCAUUGAAUAUCUUAAGACCCUUCAACUGCAGGUACAGAUUAUGUCAAUGGGAGCCGGGUUGUGUAUGCCACCAAUGAUGUUUCCCACAGGAAUGCAACACAUACAUCCUGCACACAUGCCACAUUUCUCACCCAUGGGUGUUGGAAUGGGAAUUGGUUUUGGGAUGGGUUCCACAAAUUUUCCGAGGACUGCUGGUUCUAACCGACAGGUAUUUGGGCAUCCCAGUCAUGGACUUCCUGGCUCAGUCCCACAGGCACCCUUGGUUCCUUUACCUGGUUGCCCUCUAAGUUCUGCCGUGGGUUUCAAUACCUCAAUAAGUGGAGGUCGCAAGAAUGUGCCUAGUACAUCUCUGACCACAAACUCCGAGGAUCCAAUUAGAAACAAGAAUUCACAGCUGAUGCACAAUGCUGAAGCUAGCAGCACAAUGAACCAUACAUCUAAUCAGCUGCAACCAACAAAUGAGGUUCUACACAAGCCUGCCGAGGUGCAAGAGAAUAAACUAGGACCGGAUGUUAGUGUGAGCGCAGAUGCUACCCCUACCAAUGCAACUAAUAUUAGCACAAAAGACGGUUGUGAUUAA